AUGGCGGAUUUUGCGACUGGAGCGCCCUUCCUGAACACGCUUCUGCAGGCUGAAGGAAUUGAGGUUCGCGGACGUGUCACCGAGUCGUACGCCCAGAUUCUCAACCCGGAAUCACUGCGAUUCUUGGCGGCUCUGCACCGCACGUUUGAUGCGCGUCGCAUCGAGCUGCUCAAGUGCAGGCAAAUCCGACAGGCCGAGAUUGACCAGGGCAAGCUGCCCGACUUUCUCGCGUCAACUGCCCACAUUCGCUCGGGCGAUUGGAAAUGCUGCGCCCCUGCUCCUGGUCUCGUCGACCGCCGCGUUGAAAUCACCGGUCCCGUGGAUCGCAAAAUGAUUAUCAAUGCGCUGAACUCGGGUGCCACUCAGUUCAUGGCUGAUUUCGAGGAUGCCACCUCCCCCACCUGGGACAACCUCAUCCAGGGCCAGCUCAACAUGCGCGAUGCCAUUGCCCGCACCAUUUCCUUUUCUGGUCCGGAGGGCAAGGUGUAUCGCCUGAAGGACAACGGCUUGGCCACCCUGCUUUGCCGACCCCGCGGCUUGCAUCUUGAGGAGCACCACGUCUUUGUCGACGGACAGCCACUCUCAGGCUCUUUGCUCGACUUUGGACUGUACUUUUAUCACAACGCCAAGCGCAGCCUGUUCAUUGGCGCUGGCCCGUACUACUACGUGCCCAAGCUUGAGUCGCACCUCGAGGCCCGCUGGUGGAACGACGUGUUCAACUUUGCGCAAGACUACGUGCGUGUCCCCCGUGGCACGAUUCGCGCAACCGUCCUGAUUGAAACCAUUCUGGCUGCGUUCGAGAUGGAGGAGAUUCUCUACGAGCUGCGCGAGCACUCUUCGGGCCUCAACUGCGGACGCUGGGACUACAUUUUCAGCACAAUCAAGCGUCUCCGAAACCACCCACAGUUUGUCAUGCCUGAGCGCAAGGAUGUCACCAUGGCCACCACAUGCCACAAGCGCGGCGUGCAUGCGAUGGGUGGCAUGGCUGCCCAGAUUCCAAUCCGCAACGACCCUGCUGCCAACGAUGCUGCGUUCGAGAAAGUUCGCAAGGACAAGCUGCGCGAAGCCGAAGCGGGACACGACGGCACUUGGGUUGCUCAUCCCGGCCUGAUCCCGAUCGCCAAGGAAAUUUUCGACAAGGUCAUGCCGACCCCGAACCAAAUCCAUGUCCAAAAGCCCGCCCAAAUCACUGCUGCAGAUUUGCUCAGCACCAAGUUCGAGGGUGGCAUUACCGAUGUGGGCGUGCGAGCCAACGUUUCGGUGGCUUUGGCCUACAUGGCGAACUGGUUGUCCGGCAUGGGCUGCGUCCCGCUGCACAACUUGAUGGAGGAUGCCGCCACUGCCGAAAUCUCGCGUUCCCAGCUCUGGCAGUGGCUCAAGUUCGCUUCCAAGACGAGCGAAGGACAGACCAUCACUCCCGACUACGUUCAAAAGAUCAUCGACGAGGAGGACGCCAAGCUCAAGGCCUCACUCGGCGACAAGUACACUGCCGCGUACACGAACGCAAAGGGGCAUCUUCGCAGGAUUGUUCUUGAAAAAGACUUCCCCGAGUUCCUGACACUGGUGUGCUACGGGGACAUUGUUGAGCAGCAACCUCCUCGAACCAUCAGCCACUUGUAGCUCGUUGCGAAAUUAGAUCCACAACAGUUGUGUAGUCCGUAAAUCGAUCUGAGCGGUGUUGAAAAUGCAAUAUUAUUUGGUUCCUUUUUUU
Messenger RNA from Capsaspora owczarzaki ATCC 30864, 1711 nucleotides. Its product is annotated as malate synthase. The transcript is spliced from 7 exons. Lineage: Eukaryota; Filasterea; Ministeriida; Capsasporidae. Gene Ontology annotation, biological process: glyoxylate cycle. Gene Ontology annotation, molecular function: malate synthase activity. The coding region runs from base 1 to 1620 and encodes 539 amino acids. Gene Ontology annotation, cellular component: cytoplasm; peroxisomal matrix. The record is from RefSeq and is a predicted model, not a curated record.